AUGUUCUCGUUUACGCCGUUGCAACCGCCUCGAAAGAGACUGGCGUCGACUGCGGCCGUGCCGGUGUCCAGUGCCACGCUGAUUACGGCAGAUUCGGCCGCAGGGUCGUCGGCCUCGCUUGCUCAGGUUCACCAGUCGUUGCUGACGUUUCCUCCAAAUAUCAAAAUGCUCGUUGAUGUGGGCUGGAACGCUGAUUUGUCAAUGGAUUUGGACUAUCUUAUUAAUCUGGCUCCUUCGAUUGAUAUUAUUCUGCUGACUCAUGCUACAAUCUCUCAUUUGGGAGCGUUUUGCUAUUUAUACAAAAUGGUGCCGGAACUCGCUUCUAUUCCAAUUUACGCUACAAUGCCGGUUAUUAAUAUGGGUCGUAUGAUCACAAUUGAUGCGUAUCGUAGUGCUGGUCUUCUGGGUCCGUUUUCUGCUGCGGGUAAUAGUAAUGCUAAUGGAAAUGCUAAUGGUAAUGGUGCGAAUGUGCUGUUGACUCUGGCUGAUGUGGAUAAUGCGUUUGAUCGGAUUCAGUCGUUGAAAUAUUCACAGCCGUUGGCUCUUCCGGGAAAGCUACAGGGUCUGACAAUAACUGCACACAAUGCUGGCCAUACUUUGGGAGGAACCAUCUGGAGAAUUCAGAAAGAUCAAGAGGAUGUGUUAUAUGCAGUAGACUGGAACCAUUCUAGAGACUCGCUGCUGAAUGGUGCUCUGUUACAGCAAGACGGUAAACUGGUCGAGUCGUUGAGUCGACCGUCAUUAAUGAUUUGUGGAUCCAAGGUCACGAGCACGGGUCUGCCGUUGAAAUUCAGAAAAGAUUUGCUGCUUCGACAGAUCCGUGAUACAAUUGAUCGUGGCGGUAGUGUGUUGAUUCCCACGUCUAGUGCCGCAAGAAUGCUGGAAUUAGUCACUAUUCUAGACGGAUUCUGGACCGAUAUGAGUCGAGACCCUCUGUCGUCAAUUCCGCUUAUUUAUUAUUCUCACGUAGGUACUCGUACCAUGUCAUAUGCGUCGUCCAUGAUCGAAUGGAUGUCGUCAACUGUCAUCAAUCAAUGGGAGUCCCAGACUAAUACUCCGUUUGAAACGAGACAUGUUACUUAUACCUGUGACUUAAAAGACAUUUCUACAGACAAACCACGGGUGAUUGUAGCGUCUGGAGAAGCUCUUGAAGUUGGAUUUGCUCGAUCUAUCUUUGCCAAAUUGUGCUCGGAUGAGAGGAAUACGGUAAUUCUCACUGAGAAUUCGGGUCCUGGUACUUUGAGUGGUGAGUUGUAUGAUUACUGGUUCAAACAGCAAGACUCUUCAAACGACAGAUCAACGGCUUCAUUAGCAAUGAAAUUACAAAUUACAUAUCCUACUGAAUUUCCUUUGGAAGGAGAGGAGUUGGCUCAGUAUAAUGAGGUUAUUCGCGAAGCACAGCGAAAAGAAGAGCUUCAAAAUGCAAUUGAGCUGCGAAACCAGAAUAUUCUCGAGCAAGAAGAAAGCGAAGAGUCGUCAGAUGAAGAGGACGAUAUGGUGCUGACUGGACAAAUGGAUCUCAGUAUUCUUAUCUAUGGUAAGGAUGUAUAUGAUUACGAUGUGAGACAACUCAAAGGCAAGAACCGAAUGUUCCCCUUUGCUCAAAAACGACGACGUGUCGAUGACUAUGGUGACGUUAUUCGCAGUGAUGAUUUUGUCAGAGUCGUAGAAAAGACAGAGUCCGAGAGUAAUAGUGGUGGACGUGGUAAAUCACGAAUGGGCGGUAAACGUGGAUGGAACAACGAAGGAAACGGGAAAAACAAAAAUAACAAUCAAGAAGACGAGGGUCCUGGUAGGGGCAAGAGCAAUGUAGAUAGACAGGCCGAUAACUUGGCGCCAUCACUCAUCAUACCGGUGAAAAUCGUGCCUACUACAGAAGAAAUAACUGCUCUCUGCUCCAUAGACUUUAUUGACUUUGAAGGCCUGACGGACGAGCGGUCAUUGAAGAUGAUAAUCCCUCUUAUUCAACCUAAAAAACUCAUCAUGAUCCCAUCGAAUGAUGAAAACAGCUCGACAAAACUAUAUGAAUCUCUGGCACAAGUAAUUCCCGCCAACGGUAUAUUCACAGCCACUGCUAAUGAGGCCAUCAAUGCAAGUAUCAACAGUUUUGCAUUUAAUGUUAAGAUUUCUCCCGAAUUGGAAGGUCUUCUUAGUUGGCAGAAGAUUCUCGGUGAUUACUCUGUUGCACAUAUCACCGGUCGUCUGGUAAUCAAAGACAAUGAAGAGGCUGAACAAACACCAGCAGAAGGUGUCAAACUACUCAAAGCAGAAGACAGUUCAAUGGAGGUAGAUGACAAAGAGGUGGUGGAAAUUGAUAAAGACGAAGAUAUGAAAGAUGAAAAAGAACAGGAAACAGCGAAAUUAGAUUUAGACUUGCCACUUCUUAAAGCCAAUUCGACCACCAGCAAAGAAAUCACUAUUGUGCCGCUUCAAACUGCGUUAGAGUUGGCAGCAGCACCAAGAUCGAAUCCCUUGCUGGUAGGAGAUAUCAAACUUGCCGAGUUGAAGAAGCGAUUAAUUGCACAAGGACAUAGAGCAGAAUUCAGAGCUGAAGGUAUUCUUGUAUGCGAUGAGAAGGUUGCUGUCCGCAAAAUUGCUGAAGGCAGACUCAUUAUUGAGGGCGGUAUCGAAAAGGAGUUUUAUCAAACUAGGAAUCUCAUUAGAUCUUUACUUGCAACUGUCUAG
This is a messenger RNA of Sugiyamaella lignohabitans, 2685 nucleotides long. It is a transcript of the gene CFT2, whose product is annotated as Cft2p. Gene Ontology annotation, cellular component: mRNA cleavage and polyadenylation specificity factor complex. NCBI's taxonomy places the organism in Eukaryota, Fungi, Ascomycota, Dipodascomycetes, Dipodascales, Trichomonascaceae. The transcript has a single exon. The record is from RefSeq and is a predicted model, not a curated record. Gene Ontology annotation, molecular function: RNA binding. Bases 1 to 2685 code for a protein of 894 amino acids. Gene Ontology annotation, biological process: mRNA 3'-end processing by stem-loop binding and cleavage.